This is a messenger RNA of Salarias fasciatus (jewelled blenny), 1210 nucleotides long. It is a transcript of the gene chmp6b, whose product is annotated as charged multivesicular body protein 6b. Gene Ontology annotation, cellular component: ESCRT III complex; multivesicular body. Gene Ontology annotation, biological process: late endosome to vacuole transport via multivesicular body sorting pathway; vesicle budding from membrane. Lineage: Eukaryota; Metazoa; Chordata; Actinopteri; Blenniiformes; Blenniidae. The coding region runs from base 127 to 750 and encodes 207 amino acids. The record is from RefSeq and is a predicted model, not a curated record. The transcript is spliced from 8 exons.
AAGAAGAAGAAGCGGGUACACAGUGUAUGUAGACAGUCAUGGAGCGAUAGACUUCCUCCUGAGAAGUUUAGAAAACAUCUCCGGGUCCUUUCUGGCGGCACCUCGGUGCUGGCAUGCUGUGUCAGGAUGGGGAACCUGUUUGGGAAAAAGAAGCAAACCCGAGUGACGGAGCAGGACAAAGCCAUUCUGCAACUGAAGCAGCAGAGAGAUAAACUGCGACAGUAUCAGAAGAGGAUCAACCUACAGCUGGAGAAGGAGCGACGCUUAGCCAAACAGCUGCUGAAGGAUGGAAAGAAAGAGAAAGCUCUCCUCCUGCUGAAGAAGAAGCGUUACCAGGAUCAGCUCCUGGACAAGACGGAGAACCAGAUCAGUAAUCUGGAGCGUUUGGUUCAAGACCUGGAGUUCGCUCAGAUCGAGAAGAAAGUCAUCGACGGCCUGAAAGUGGGAAAUGAAUGUCUGAAGAAGAUGCACGAGGUGAUGUCCAUCGAGGAGGUGGAGCGGAUUAUGGAUGAAACCCAGGAUUCCAUCGAGUACCAAAGGCAAAUCGACGAGAUGUUGGCCGGCUCCUUGUCUCAGGAGGAUGAAGACGCCGUCCUGGCCGAGCUGGAGGCCAUAACUCAGGGAGACGUGGAGCUUCCCGACGUUCCUUCAGACGAGCUGCCAGAAGUCCCACAAGCCGCAGAGGAGAAACCAGACCGCGAGCGUGAGCGUCCCAGGAAGAAGGCGGAGCCUCAGAUGCUCGCGGCCUGACGUCAACCCGACUGACUGACGCGCUGAAGACGUCCGCUCAUCCACCCGGAGGUGGAGCGGCUCCGCCCCCGGACUGGAGCGCGGCGUCCGGACCUGCAACUCUGAUCUGUGAGAUCAGAUCAAUGUGCCUGAAAUCAGUUUGUUUACCACUUGAUGCGUCUCUCACAGACAGGAAGUGCUCGUGUAUGUAACUCAUUUUAACCUAUGAGAUUAUCCUUUUGAUUUCUGCUUUGUAAACUGUCUGCUGAACUUUAUCGGAUUACAUCAAACACUCCUCCACAGGGCUCAUAUCUCAAACUUGUGCUUUGUAAUGGCAUUUUCAGACGCUUGUGUCUGGAUUUCCAGAUUUUUUAAAGGUGUUCGAGAGACUAAUCCCACCUCCCCAUCCCCACAUGUUGUAUGUCAUAAUUUGGGCUCAAUGAGGAAUAAAACACAUUUUAUCUUCUUUUUUUUGCCAUAA